AAACCUGUGUCAUUCUCAGUGUAGAUUCUGAAAAUCUUUAGCAAAUCAUCCAAAACGUGUCGCGCGUAAAUUGUUGUCCGACGAUGAUGCGCGAUCGUUUCCAAUCGCUGUCUUUAUUAUAACACCGACUGCGAUGCACGGUGUCAUUAAACAACCAGAGCACGAUCUGAAAUAAUCCAGCGUUGCAUAGGAAGCAAAUGUAUCAGAAAUUCACCGAGUAGCGCUCGGCAUCACAACCGUAGGAUUUAAUCGACGCGUCAAUGUAAAUUUGAGGAUUUUUAUGGUAAACACUAGCUCUAUCGCACAUAGACUGAAACGUCAUCAACAUUUUCCUGUAUUUAAAUGGUUGAGAGAGAGAGGAGGUCAUUGCUGAAAUAAGGAAGAACGCCGGUAGUGUAUUAAAAGAAACUGAGGGAAUUACACACAAGUGAAGAUUUACUUGAUUAGGCUACAUAAAUGGGGGAUUACGGCUUUCUGGUUAAAAACAACGCUGCAAACAAAUCCGUUUUUCCGGUAAGAAUACAUCCACACCUGCAGCAUCCUGUUCACCACCAGACAGCACCUCCAAGCCCCCCGGCUUUCAUCAGCAGCAACAACACUACCAAUGGUGGGAGUGUUGGGUCUGCUUGGCUUUUCCCAGCUGUGACGACCCACUCUAACAUGCAAGAUGAUAUUUUGGAGUCCGAGACGUCCAAGGCUCCGCAACCGCAACAAGAGAGUCAUGAAGGACAAGACAAGCAGGCGCUCUCUCCGCCAGGUCACCAGGAAGCACCAGGAAUCAUAUCAGAGUUGGACAACACCAUGCCUGAGGAGAACCAGCUGGAGAAAGGGACCAUGGAGAACGCUAACGGGAAAGAGGCACUGCGGCUCGAAUCUCCAGUGUUAUCAGGGUUUGACUAUCAGGAGACGUCUGGUAUUGGUACUUUAGCACAGUCUAGUAGCUCUUCUUCAUCGUCCCUUACUGGCUUCAGCAGCUGGUCCACUGCUAUACCCCCCAACCCUUCCACCUUGAUCGAAGAGGUUGGCUUUUUCAAUCAGGCUGCUACUACUAACAAUGCUCCUCCUCCGCUGCUAUUUCAAAGUUUCUCUCAUCACACCAGUACAGGGUUCGGGGGGAACUUCUCCCACCAGAUAGGUCCUCUAUCUCAGCACCAUCCAUCUCCUCAUCCUCACUUCCAGCACCCUCAUAAUCAGCACCGCAGGUCCUCGGCCAGCCCCCAUCCACCUCCCUUCUCCCACCGCAGUGCUGCUUUCAACCAGUUGCCCAAUUUGGGGAACAACCUAAUCAAGCCUCCUUCCCCUUGGGGGAGCUAUCAGAGCCCCUCGUCCACCCCAUCUUCUACUUCAUGGAGCCCAGGUGGAGGAUACGGAGGCUGGGGAAGCUCUCAGGGACGGGAGUAUCGCCGAGGGCUGAACGGAGGGGUCAAUCCCCUCAACUCGAUCUCUCCUUUAAAGAAGUCUUUCCCAAAUAACCAACCCCCAACGCAGAAGUUUCCCCGCAAUAACUCCGGCUUCAACACUAAACCCUGGAUGGAGGAUACCAUAAACCGCAAUGACAGCAUCUUUCCUUUUCAGGAGCGCAGUCGGUCCUUUGAUGGUUUCAGCAUGCACUCUCUAGAGAACUCUCUGAUCGACAUCAUGAGAGCCGAGCAGGAUUCCUUGAAAGCGAGGAAUUACGGGAGGCGACGAGGUCACUCAUCGUUGUUUCCCAUGGAGGAUGAGCGGACUUACGGAGAGGAUGACCGGUCUGAUCAGAGUCUGAGUGGACUGGGAUCACCACACAGUUUCCCUCACCAAAACGGCGAACGCAUUGAGCGCUUUUCUCGCAAGGUCUUUGUUGGUGGUCUACCUCCAGACAUAGAUGAAGACGAGAUCACUGCCAGUUUCCGACGCUUUGGACAUUUGUUUGUGGACUGGCCUCAUAAAGCAGAAAGCAAAUCGUAUUUUCCACCGAAAGGUUAUGCGUUCCUUCUGUUUCAAGACGAGAGCUCGGUCCAGGCACUGAUAGACGCUUGUAUGGAAGAGGAUGGGAAGCUCUAUCUCUGUGUCUCUAGCCCUACAAUCAAAGAUAAGCCGGUCCAGAUACGACCCUGGAAUUUGAACGACAGUGACUUUGUGAUGGAUGGCUCUCAGCCCCUUGACCCCAGAAAAACAAUCUUUGUUGGGGGAGUUCCACGACCUCUACGAGCUGUGGAGCUCGCAAUGAUUAUGGACAGACUGUACGGCGGGGUGUGCUAUGCUGGCAUUGACACUGACCCUGAGCUGAAGUAUCCUAAAGGGGCUGGACGUGUGGCCUUCUCCAAUCAGCAGAGCUACAUUGCUGCUAUCAGUGCUCGCUUUGUGCAACUGCAACACGGAGAGAUCGAUAAACGGGUGGAAGUGAAGCCAUAUGUACUGGAUGACCAGCUGUGUGAUGAGUGUCAGGGCACGCGUUGUGGGGGCAAGUUCGCUCCGUUCUUCUGUGCUAACGUCACUUGUCUUCAGUACUACUGUGAAUACUGCUGGGCAGCCAUUCACUCGCGUGCCGGACGGGAGUUUCACAAGCCUCUAGUGAAGGAGGGAGGAGACCGGCCUCGCCACAUCUCCUUCCGCUGGAACUGAUCCAGAGAUCAAGGCUGUGCUAUUCAUAUACAUGCACUUUUCAUUUUGCUAAGUCCUUUUUAUUUACAGUUCUUUUUUAAGUCUGAAAUUGUAUUUAUUCUUAAGUUUUUAAUUUUAUUUUUUUUGCAGAAGAUAAUGCUAAAAGAAAAUGGUGUAAUCCUGAUUUUUGUUGAAAAGCUACAUUGGUGCGCAUGAAGACUUGAAUGCAUUAGAUUUAAAAAAAAAAUAUAGAUGUUUAGCCUGACUUGACUCUGAAUUACUGUUCUAUCUUUAUUCUCUCUGAACCUCAUCUUUUGUUUGUAAUGGGUCACAUUUUCACUUUAAACUGUUGAAGGCUACACACAAAGAGGCUGGAAACGUAAGGGUGCGAGCCUCGUUCAUAUGACUUCAAUGUCAAGUUUGCUAUUUCACGGACUAAUCUUAAAUGGUUGCAUGGCAAAUGUGGACUCGCAGUUACUCCUUCAACAAAAUGCACAGUAACAACUAACAAGAGAACACAAGCUAUUGUAUGAAUGACUUAAAAUAAGGGGUUCAUUCUGGAAUGGGUUAUAUGGACUGGUUCUAACAUCUUUGUGAUUAAGUGGAAAACAGAUUUAUAAUAUUAAAAUCCUUUAGAGGUUCUCAUCCUAACAAUGCUCAGACACUGUAAGAUUACUAUUAAACUGCUUCCAAGUUACCUAUAACUUAAUCAAGCGUAAGAUCUGUGACGAGGCUAACGGACAACUACUGAGAACAGCAGUGAUGCACAGUUUUUAGGUCAGGCAAACCAAAGAUGAGCCUUAGAGAUGUCCUACUGUCUGUGAUACAAUGAAGAUUAUAUAUGAUAGAAAGUUUAAAUUUAAUUGGGUUGAUGGGUUAAAAAAUAAUGAAAUCUAUUAACUUGAGUAUUUAUGAUUCUUGUAAUGGUUAUGGCAGUAACUUUGGCUCAUUUGUCAGGGAUUUUGUGCUAAAAGCUAACUCAAUGUUGUAGUAUUUGCUAAUGAGAAAUUACCAUGUGUUGCAUUGAUAGUGUUUUACUGCAUGGGUUAAUUGGUGUUCUAACAGAGCAUUGCAGUAGCGGAGCACAUUUCAAAGAAUUUGAAAAACAAAUAUUAUUUUUUACAUGGUCUGCUGAUUUUUGUACUGUGUUUUAUAGCUAAUUAUUUUGUCAUGGACGUAAAACCAUUAUGCACUACUUUUCUAAAUAUUGUUUUUCAAGUCACUUUUUUCCACAAAUGGAAAGUCCUUUUGUGAUAACUUUUCUUUUUUUCACUUGUUGGAUAUAGAUUUUGUACCUUUUGUUACUGAGAGAUCUGGUUAUAACGCAAGCAUACCUUAAGGAAAAAAAAAAAAAAAGCUAAUAUAAUUUUGUUUAGGUUUUUAUGUAUUUACGUGCUGAAAUCCCUAGAUUGUCACAUAUAUAUUAAAGUGACCGUAUUGUUGAAACUAAUAUCUAAUAUUUGCAAAAUGACUGCAAAAACAGUGUUCUGUUCUGUCUUAAUGGACAAAGUAAAUAUUGAAUCUAGCAUGACACAAAUUCUUUAAAAUGUGUGGUACAUGUAGAAAUAUAUACCUACCCACUAUCAGUUAUGAGAAUGAUGAUACCUCCCUCAUUAUUGGCUGUAGAAAAUAAAAUAAUUAACACUGUAAAUUAGAGUAAUGUUAGGAUGCAACAUGUAUCACAAUGAUGAAUGUUCCGUAUUGAAAUAUCAAUGUUUACUGUUAUGUAUAAUUCUGAGAGGCAACAAGGUUCAUGUAUUCAUUCGGUACGCAUGAGCUAAAUUAAUAAGUUAGUGUUUAGUUAUUUUCAAUUGCUUUAAUAGUGCUUUUUUGUUUUAACCCUUUCCCCACACUUUCAGUUGUACCUUGCCCAUGCACAAAGUGUGCAUACCCCACUUUACUGUGUUUACUAGUUGAUAAAAAGAAGCAUACGAGAGGGCGAUUAGUCGCAUAUUGAUUCAGGGUUUACUUGAAUACGCUUUCAAAAUAUUGACAGUGAGAUCUGUGCAAUACUUUUUCCCAGAGACCUUUACAGUGUACUUCUGAUAUAUAACCAUUACUUGCAACAUGUCUCACCUCACAAACUCUCCUUCAGCCAUUAUAACCUUUAUCAUUCUCUGAUUUAUAUAUAUA
This is a messenger RNA of Cyprinus carpio (common carp), 4713 nucleotides long. Its product is annotated as cytoplasmic polyadenylation element-binding protein 4. Lineage: Eukaryota; Metazoa; Chordata; Actinopteri; Cypriniformes; Cyprinidae. Gene Ontology annotation, cellular component: synapse; nucleus; cytoplasm. Gene Ontology annotation, biological process: negative regulation of cytoplasmic translation. The record is from RefSeq and is a predicted model, not a curated record. Gene Ontology annotation, molecular function: ribosome binding; translation factor activity, RNA binding; mRNA regulatory element binding translation repressor activity.